ACAGGGGCGCCGGUCCGCUCGGUUUACACUGACUGAAGUGGGGAUGUCUACAGUGAAGAAGAAGAAGCAGAAGAAGCAGAAGGGGGAGAGAGGUACCACUUUGUCACAGGCUGCUAUGUAGAUUAACCUUUCAAUUAGUUGUUAUCCGGUCCUCUCUGUCUCAACGCGAGCAUUUAGUGUAUCCUUUAGAGAUAAAACAUACAAGGAAACCUCCUAUGGAUGUGCCGCUGUGAGUGUUUAUAUCCGAUCGUCGUUUCCGUCAUCCUGAUAAUGAAGAAGAGGACUGUAUCUGAGAAAAAACUUGAGGAAUUGUAUGACCUCAUAUGAAGGAAUUGUGUUCUAGGUCGUUUGGUAACAGUCCCAACCUUCAAGGAAUUUACGUUCUGGCUACUUUUGUCUUCUUUUGUGAGGUGACGUGAGUUACUACCUUGGAUGAGGAUUUACAGCAGUAUUGUAUGUAUUGAUUCCGAGGUGGAACAGUACCUUUUUGACCUUUUCAAGAUGUGUUGGAUGUACCAAAUGUUUCACAACAAGUGGGAAUCUCUAUGGGUAAUUUUUUCCUGAAUCUCAUCGAUUUAACCAUGGUGAAACUUACCAACCCUCUGUACACAGAGUGGAUUCUAGAAGCAAUACAGAAGAUCAAAAGGCAAAAACAGAGGCCUUCCGAGGAGCGGAUUUGUCAUGCGGUGGCUACCUUACACAGAUUGGACAAGCGGACCGUUCUGGAACAGUUGGAUUUAAGUGUUCAUGAUGGUUCCAUUCUCAAAGUCACCAAUAAGGGGAACGUGUCAUACAAAGACCCCAAGCACCCUGGGAGAGGAUUAUUAUUAUCAUCAUCAUCAUCAUCGCUCAAACCUGUAAGUGCAAACCUCUCUAUUCCAUCGUCUAAAGGAUCUAUAUGGAAGCCGAGUGACCUACGCCAUGUUGAUUGGAAUAAAGUCCUGAGGAGGGCCAUCGAGGGUCUGGAUGAUAGCCGUGGUUCCUCUCUGAAGAACAUCCAGAGGUACCUGAGGAACCAGGAUGAUCCAUCACACGUCCAGGACAACCCGGGGUUCCAGCAGAGGUUACGGCUGGCCGCUAAAUGGGCAGUCAAAAACGGCCGGCUGGCAAAGGAUGGUCCGCGCUACAGGUUGAACCAGGGGGUUAAUGGAGCUGAGGGUAGGAGCCAGAGGUGUCCAGGUGCUUCCCCAUUGGCUCUUCUGUGUGUCACUCUUCUUCCACAUGAGAGAGACCAGCUACGCGCUGACCCCAUCCCAAUAUGCAGUUUCUGUUUGGGAACGAAAGAGUCCAAUCGGGACAAGAGGUCAGAGGAGCUUCUGUCCUGUGCAGACUGUGGAAGCAGCGGGCACCCGUCUUGUCUGAAGUUUUCCCCAGAGCUGACCACUAACGUCAAGAGAUUGCGAUGGCAAUGUAUAGAAUGUAAAACAUGUAGCUCCUGUCAAAUACAGGGCAAAAACGCUGGAAGCCACCACACAGCCCCACACAUGCCUCCUGUCUCCUUGCAGGAUGAGAUGCUGUUCUGUGACUCCUGUGAUCGGGGGUUUCACAUGGAGUGCUGCGACCCGCCUCUCUUAAGGAUGCCAACAGGUACCUGGGUCUGUCAGGUCUGCAGGCCCAAGGAAAAUGGAAAGACAUUUCUGCAUAUGAAAGCCGAUCAGAUCAAACGUCGAUAUGCAAAGCCAAUCGGGAGGCCCAGAAAUAAGCUCAAACAAAGAAUGUCUGUAAGCAGUGGUGAUGGCUCCAUGCUAGCCCGGGGAGGAAGGGGGUCACCUGGUAGGGGUCAAAAGCUUACCGUCUGUUCCACACCUUCAUCUGGUCAUGCAGCAUCUGUGAAGAACGCCACAGACAGAUUGGCUGUUGCUACAGCUGACCCCUGUUGGGCAGGUGACGCUGUCACCCCCACUCCCCAAUUCACCACCUCCUCCUCCACCCUCUCCACCACUCCCCCCCUCACGCCCACCUCGUCCUCCUCCUCCACCCCAGCAGCUAUACUCACCGUUAACAAGAAAACCAAAGGGCUUAUCGAUGGGCUUUCCAAAUUCUUUACCCCCUCGCCUGUCGGUCGUAGGUCGUCGCGAGCCGGCGAGAUCUUAGACCCCUCAGCCUCGAAAGGGUCACAGUCUUGUUCUCCUGCUAGGAAAAAGCCUGUCCCUCCGCCAAAACUAUGGAAACUAAGUCAAUCUCCGUCAGUUGUUGGCAUGGCUGCAAAGCUAACCCCCACCAGCCUAUCUCCCUGUACACUCCCCCUCUCUCCCCCACCCACGUUGUCUGGACAGGGCUCCACCACCUCCCAGGUAUUCUCCACCUCUGCUAACUCCCCUCAGAGUUCUUCCAGCCAGUCUAGCGUCCCCUCCCUUACUAUUUUGUCUGAUCACAACCAGCUUAAGGGACUCUUUGACGGACUCUCCCAUAUCUAUGCCACUCAGGGACAGUCUCGGAAAAAGGGACUGCCUUGUUACGCACCACCUAAGCGCAGGCACCAUAAGGCAUCCAAAACGUGUCCUCUCAUUCCCCAUCCUUCCCAGCAGCACCUUGGAAAGAAAGAGAGAAUAAAGAAUCGGUUGCUGUUGUUGUCCCAUUCAUCCCCUAACGCCUCUUCCCAUCCUGGGCACGGCCGGCCAAGGGGGCGCCCCUUUAAGUUGGUCAGUCAUUUCAGACGUAACCCCUUUUUUAAAAAGCACAGAACGCUAGGCAGGCUAAGAUAUAGAAUGACCCCUCAGAAGGGAACCCAGGAAAUGACCCCUCAGAAGGGAACCCAGGAAACACCAGGAAAGGGAGACAUGACAGACGAAGGAAGAAUUAAGACAGAGCACCACCAUGGCAGUGAAGUGGGGCUGAGGGUGAAGCAGGAACCUGGCUUUGUAGCGGUCUCCAGGGAACACGUCACAGAGGAAGAUGUGGAGAUAUUCACACAGGUCCAAGAGCUCUCGUCGCAGAGAAAUGGAACCAUGACCAUCACUGACUCUGGACGAUUCCCUGCCUUCAUAGAGUUUGGGAAGUAUUGUAUCCAAACCUGGUACUCUUCGCCUUACCCACCUGAAUACUCAAGAUUGCAAAAGCUUUACCUGUGUGAGUUCUGUCUGAAGUACAUGAAAAGCAAGAACAUCCUACAGCGACACACCAAGAAGUGUGGCUGCUUUCACCCUCCGGCCAAUGAGAUUUACAGGAAGGACGACCUUUCAGUGUUCGAGGUUGAUGGAAAUGUCAGCAAGCUCUUCUGCCAAAACCUCUGCCUGUUAGCCAAGCUGUUCCUAGAUCACAAGACCCUAUAUUAUGACGUGGAGCCUUUCCUUUUUUACAUACUAACAAAGAACGACAACAAAGGCUGUCAUCUUGUGGGUUAUUUCUCCAAGGAAAAGCUUUGCCAGCAGAAGUACAAUGUCUCCUGUAUAAUGAUCAUGCCUCAGUACCAAAGGCAAGGCUUUGGAAGGUUCCUCAUUGAUUUCAGUUACCUUCUCACGAGGCAGGAAGGACAAGCUGGCUCCCCAGAGAAGCCUCUGUCAGAUCUGGGUCGCUUAUCCUACCUGGCAUAUUGGAAAAGUGUCAUGGUGGAGUACCUCUAUAAGCAGCCAGAUAAACACAUCAGCAUUAAAGGAAUAAGCAAGGCCACUGGGAUGUGUCCACAUGACAUUACUGCUACUCUCCACAACCUCCGCAUGAUUGACAGACAGGACGGCAGGUUUGUGGUGAUCCGAAGAGAGCGAUUGAUCCAGAGACACAUGGAGAAGCUGCGAGUCAGCCCCAGGCUGAACCAGGUCGACCCUGACGCCCUGCGCUGGACCCCCACUGUGGCCCUCAACUCUGUCCUGUCUGAGGAGGAGAGAGAGGCUGAGAUGGAUGCUGAGCGACUUAAGGAGCAGGCUAGUUGUUGGGAGAAGGAGGAGAGAGAGGUGGUCUACUUGAUGACUCACCCUCGUCCUCCCACUAAGGUCUACAGUAAGAAGCCCUACAGAACCUACCAGCGUCGCCCCACCGCCGGAGAACAAGCCCUGCACGUCUCUGAGGAGUGCAGUGAGGACGAUGAGGAUGGUUCUGAUUGGUCGCUACCCGUCCUAGCGAAGGCCCACGCAGUACUUGGAGUCAAGAGAAAGAGAGAGAGAGAUGAGAGAGCUCUGGUCCUCAAGAAGAGAGGUCAGGAGAGGAGAGGGAUAAGUAGCAGUGUGACAACCGAGACCAUCUCGGAGACGACGGAGGUUCUGAACGAACCGUUUGACAACUCGUCAGACGAGAGGCCCAUGCCCCUGUUGGAGAGGACCUGCAGGGUGGGAGAGACGGAGGAGGAGCUGCUUAGGAAACCAGUAAAGAGACGCAGAGGUCGUCCACGGCUAGAGAAAAACAUGUACAGAGACAAUCACUGGAACGAAGGGGCCGGUGUGCUUGUGAAGAAACCGGGCAGACCUCGAGCAGUAAAGCGCAAGAAGGGCUGGCCCAAAGGAGUGAAACGGGGGCCUCCAAAAUGGCGUCUGAAGAAGGAGAGGAAGAUGGGAUUCAAGCUGAACCUGUACACACCCCCGGAGACGCCGCUGGAGGCCGAGGAGCCCCACAUCCAGGCCGAAGACCCCAAGGAGGAGCUGGACCAGGCCUCUCCCAUCACGGAGGCAGGGUCAGAGCCCGGCAGAGGCCUGGCCAGUCGGGAGAUGGACCAGGCCUCUCCCAUCACGGAGGCAGGGUCAGAGCCCGGCAGAGGCCUGGCCAGUCGGGAGAUGGACCAGGCCUCUCCCAUCACGGAGGCAGGGUCAGAGCCCCGCAGAGGCCUGGCCAGUCGGGAGCUGGACCAGGCCUCUACCAUCACGGAGGCAGGGUCAGAGCCCGGCAGAGGCCUGGCCAGUCAGGAGAUGGACCAGGCCUCUCCCAUCACGGAGGCAGGGUCAGAGCCCCGCAGAGGCCUGGCCAGUCGGGGGCUGGACCAGGCCUCUACCAUCACGGAGGCAGGGUCAGAGCCCGGCAGAGGCCUGGCCAGUGAGGAGAUGGACAAGAAGCUAGCCUUGGAGCCUUCAGAGCCUCGCAGAGGCCUGGCCAGUCGGGAGAUGGACAAGAAGCAAGCCUUGGAGCCUUCAGAGCCCUACAGUCCCAUGGAGGAAGAGCGCUCCCCUGGGGUGUCUCCUGUGACUUCUCCCAUGGCCUGCUCUCUGGUAGCCUCCCCUAUAGCCUCUAGAGCUAGCUCCCCCGUCUGCUCCCCCAUCAGCUCCCCCAGUCGUGACAACAGUCAGGAGAUGUCAGUGCCACCAGAGGAUGACCCACAGGACAAGGAGCACGGGGCCUCUCCAUCCCCCUCUCUGUCUCCACCCAAAGAGCUGAAACACAGCACUGAACGAUCAGCUGAGGAGGAAGAGGCCACGCACCUGGAUGUGGACGAUCAAGAUGGGAGUCACAUUGAGUCGACAGCAGAGCCAGAGAAACACGGAGACGUGCAGCAGCUGGAACCAGGGCCUUGUAAAGAGCCUCCUAAAGCCCAGUCCUACAUCACACCGGCUUUUUUCCAUCUGAACCGUGAGGAUUCUGAACAACGUCCAGAGGAGGAGUCUGUAGUUGUGGCUUAUAGGUGCGAGGAGGAGCAGACUGUCAACACCGGAGAAGAGAGAAGCAAACAUAUCCAUGAACAGGCACUGACAACAUCAGCAGCAGCAGACUCUGACCACCCCGUUGACUCAGAGAGCAGCAGUCAGGAGGCUCCUCACCAGCCACAGAACGCUAGAGAGAGGCUUGGAGCGCUGAGUCCUGCUGUCGUACUAAGAGACAGAGAGGAGGACAGAGAGGAGAUGGAUCCCCCGGUGUACCCUGAGCCUGACGUGGACCAGGAGACGGCCCAGGCCGUACAGAGCCUCACCCAGGAGACGGAGCUCGACCCAGAGACAGAUAGCGUCAGCUCGGUGUUCCACCAGGACUGUGUCGAGAGAGAGACCCAGGAGGCGUGCCGGAGCCUGCAGACUUACACCCACCAUGUGGCCCCCCAGAGUCCCCCUCAUACCCUAACUUCGCUGGACGAAGGCUGUCCCCAGUCUGACCACAGCAGCCCCCUGUCCUCGGCCCAAUCCCACCCCAGCCAGUCGGUGCGCUCCGUCAGCAGUCCGGCUGUGUCCAUCCUGGAGAGUAGUGGAGGCAGCGGUCCGGCUGUGUCCAUCCUGGAGAGUAGUGGAGGCAGCGGUCCGGCUGUGUCCAUCCUGGAGAGUAGUGGAGGCAGCGGUCCGGCUGUGUCCAUCCUGGAGAGUAGUGGAGGCAGCGGUCCGGCUGUGUCCAUCCUGGAGAGUAGUGGAGGCUACACCCAGAUCAGCCCAGACCACGCCUCCAUCUCUGUCCCCUCCUCCCUCCACAACAUGGCAACCAGCCCCAUGAUGGAUGUGCCGUCAGUGUCAGACCACUCGUCCCAGCAGGUGGUGGACAGUGGCUUCAGUGACCUGGGCUCCAUCGAGAGCACCACAGAGAACUACGAGAACCCCAGCUCCUACGACUCCACACUGGGGGGCAGCAUCUGCGGUGGGGCCGGGGGUCCCUCUCAGAACAGCUGCUCCUACGGCCCCCUCCCCCCUAGCGGCCUGGCGCAGAGCAGCUGUGCCGUCAGCCAGCAAAUGGCGGGCGUCAAUCCUGGCAGCUGUGGUAUGAUUCAGCAGAAUAGCCUGAGCUCUCCGCAGCACUGCAACGUCAAGUCACCACAGGGCUGUGUGGGAGUGGUGGAGAGACCACCAAGUCACAGUCAACACAGUCACAGUCAACACAGUCACAGUCAACACAGCCAUACAAUCACACACAAUCCCCAUGGCCAUACUAGGCACACAAUCACUCCACACAGUCUGCCUCACGGUGCGCCACACAAUCAACACAGCCAGCUAACGCAACACAACCCAUACACACACCCGCAUACACACCCUGCACACAGCCAGCUACAUAGUGUACGACACAAUCAGCUCAGCCAGCACGGUCAACACACCCUUCACACUCAACACGUCACCAGCCAGCACAGCCACUGUCAGCAGCAGACCAUGGCACAGUGUGUCAUUCCCACCAACUUCACCGUGCCCAUGCAGCUAGCUGACAGCCCAGAUUCAGGCAGCUCCAACCUGAGCAGCUUCUACGAGAGGAUAAACCAGGAGGGCUAUAGCAGCGGUCAUUACUCCCAGCCCUCGGCCACCUUCAGCCUGGCCAAACUACAACAGUUGACCAACACCCUGAUUGACCACCCACAUUCUCUGCCUUUCAACCACCCUCACUCAACCUCCCACCCCCACUCAGUCUCCCACCCCCACUCAGCCUCCCACCCCCACUCAGCCUCCCACCCCCACUCAGCCUCCCACCCUCACUCAGCCUCCCACCCUCACUCAGCCUCCUACCCCCACUCAACCUCCCACCCCCACUCAGCCUCCCACCCCCACUCAGCCUCCCACCCCCACUCAGCCUCCCACCCCCACUCAGCCUCCCACCCACACUCAGCCUCCCACCCUCACUCAGCCUCCUACCCCCACUCAGCCUCCUACCCCCACUCAGCCUCCCACCCCCACGCCAUCACAUCCUAUACAAACAGUGCCUCCCUGUCAUCGCACUCUCAGCACUCUGGCCUGGUGUCUCUGUCCCAAUCCCCACAUCCCCAUGGCCCCCACGGGGUCACUCCUCACCCUGGGGCCUCCCAGGUCCAAGUACAGGCCACCAUGACUCCCCCUCCGCCCUCCUCCCACCCCCUUAGCUCCCCUCAGAUGAUGUUGCAACGCAACGCCAUGGGUAUCCCCAACAUCACCCCCUCCCAGAGGACUCUACAGGCUCAGAUGGCCUCCGGGGGACACAAGGGCCCCACACACAUCUCCAUGCGCUCCAAGUCAGCGGCCCCUGGUCACUCCGCCCACCAGCAGCAGCAGCACCAGCAGCAGAUGUACAGCCAUGCCCACGGGGCCCCCCAGACAGUCACCAUGCAGGCCCCCUCGUCCCGGACGCUUGCAGCCAUGCCCAGGGGCAUGAACUUGGGCACGGUCAACAUCAUGCCGGCUUCCUACAACCACGCUGUGAACAUGCCCACUGCCGCCGCCAUCAACCACGCCAUGAAUGGCUACCGCGUCAACGGUGGUUACCCCGGCAGCCAGAUAUCGAGUCAACAGAUGGCUGCGGCCUACAUGAACCAGUCGCCCGGGUCCCAGUACGCCACUAUGCAGAUGGGCAUGAUGGGAACGCAACCAUACCCCCAGCAGCCCAUGCAGGCUCCGCCCCACGGCAACAUGAGGUUCUCUUCAGCUGGUCACCAUGGAUACAUGACCAACACCGGACCUAUGUCCAAGCAGACACUCAAAGGGCCUUUCAUCAGACGGUAACCCACGGUUACUAACCUAACCGUUAACUAACAGUAACUACCGACAGACUGAAUCAAUCUGACUGGAUGUUUAAAUCACACAAAUGUGCAUUAUUAAUUAUUACUAUUAGUUCCUGAUGCACACAUUUGGCCUUUUUGGUUGUUGAUAAUGUUUGUUUGUUGUAAUUUUGUUAAUAGUUACUUAAAAACCAGCACUUGGAAAGAAUGCAUCAAGUUUGAUCAACAAGCAAACUUUCUACAAAAAGCUACUAUCUAUCUAUGUCAAAGUAUUUUUGUUCCUAACAGAUGGGAAGCCUUACGUCAUAAAGAUGAACAUUUAUUUAAUUAGCAUUAGUUUCCCUGAUCAGUCCGUAGGAUAGGCGGGGUAGGGGCCAGGGGGGAGACGGGCGAGAGAUUUCAUCACCGGGAGGGAGAGCGUGAGUGUAGUUAUGUAGCAGCCUCAAAACGAAGCCAUCUAAUGUGCCUGCUACAAACAGAUUUAAACUAUUGGAUAUUCCUAGAACCUGUUCAGUGUACCUGUCUAACAGUGCUGACAAUUAGUUUGUACUAUACUCAUGCCUUUGUAUAUGUAAAUUAUUGUACUUAUUUUGUAAAGUGACAAUUAGCAUGCUUCGGUCUUCGGUCUCCAUUAGUAACAGUGCAUUGAGUAGUACUGUACAAGUGUUGUGCUUAAUAGCAAGACAUUUUAAAGACAUUUUUGGCCUUUUGUUAGGUUCCCUCGCUUACAAAGCGGGGGAGAAAGAUGAAACUAUAUUUUGUUAAUUCUAAUAAUAAUGUAAAAAAAAAUGGUCAACUUCUUUAAUCCUGUUCUUCUGUACGGUUGAGAGGUUUUAUUACCAUGUAUGUAUAAUUCUGAAGUCUUUUGUAACAGAUAUCUUUGAGGCAGCUUUCUGUUUUAUAAUGCAGAAGACUUCUGUCAAGAUAAAUAAGCAUAUUGCACCCCUCACUCUGAUUUUGUUUUUAAAUUUCAGAGGUGUACCAAUGUCGAAAGUGUUGACAAAAAAAUAACAAUAAAGAAAUAUAAAUUUAGUCCAAAGUUGAUAUUUUACAAUUUCUUUAAAAAGUUACAUUUUCAUUCCAUCUGUAGAUUUGUUUUCUAUCUUGAUAAAAUGUUGGAUUUAUAUUUUACAAAGUGUAGGAGAAGAGAGGAUGUAAAUAGACCAAACUAAGCUAACAGAUUGCAUGUAAAAAGCCACUUGUACUUGUGUUUUUGUUAAUAUUGCUCUUUUGUAGCCUUUACCUGUACAGAAUGGCUGGUAGGGACAGUCACAGGGGGAGACCUGGCUAUGUGCACAAACAAUUGGACAGAAUGACAGUCUUGUAUUUAUGACUUUUCUCCUUUGGCAGUCACUUAUAAAUGCUGUACAUUUUAGCAUAAAAUAAAUGAUGAUUGACCAUG
Salmo salar (Atlantic salmon) is the source of this 9689-nucleotide messenger RNA. RefSeq names its product histone acetyltransferase KAT6B. Lineage: Eukaryota; Metazoa; Chordata; Actinopteri; Salmoniformes; Salmonidae. Gene Ontology annotation, molecular function: histone H3 acetyltransferase activity; transcription coregulator activity; DNA binding. Gene Ontology annotation, cellular component: chromatin; nucleosome; nucleus. Gene Ontology annotation, biological process: nucleosome assembly; regulation of transcription by RNA polymerase II. The record is from RefSeq and is a predicted model, not a curated record.